Molecule: messenger RNA, 306 nt
Organism: Nipponia nippon (crested ibis)
Lineage: Eukaryota; Metazoa; Chordata; Aves; Pelecaniformes; Threskiornithidae
Source: RefSeq, a predicted model, not a curated record
AUGGCCCCAGCCCAGAAACUCGUCUUCAACAGAGUGAACGGCAAGAGGCCGCAGGUGCUGCCGCAGCAGGUCUCGGCCCCCGAGGAGUGCUACACGCUGGCCCACGAGGAGAACGUCCGCUUCGUCUACGAAGCCUGGCAGCAGGUAGAGCAGCAGCUGGACGGCAGCCGGAGCGGGGAGAGCGCCUGCGGCCCUGUGCAGUACGUAGAGAAAAACCCCAACCCCGGACUGAAAAACUUUGUUCCCAUCGACCUGGAGGAGUGGUGGGCGCAGCAAUUUCUGGCCAAAAUUGAAAACUGCUCAUAA